GAUUACGAGUAAAGCCCGCCCAUUUUGUGCAGAGUUCCAAGAUAUUUUGACAUUUGUGUUUUGUGUUCUAAAACAAAUAAGCGAAUUGUUGAUGCAUGCAUGCCACUGUUUCAAUCAACAAACCAAUCGACGAAAAUAUUGUGACCACGAUGACUACGACGAAUCCGGAUGCUGGAACGAAAGGGGAGAAUAACGCUCCUCAGAACAUGGUCACCGUAUCGAAUGUAGCCGAGAUAUUCCAUGCAGCUGGCUACGCAUUCAAAAAACUAAGUGAACUAAUCCAAUCAAUGGAUCCACCAACAAACGAUCCGAAUCCAACGAAUGCAACCACCACCAAUGGUGGCGAAACUGAUUAUCACACACAUUGGGAACCGGCCGAUGUUGAACAGUUCAGUUCCAUUGUUACCGUUUUCACUCAAGACCUCAACCAAUUGGCCGAAAAUUUGAAAACGAAAAUGGCCAAUCGUUUGCGCGAAGAACACGUGGAAACCAAGAUGCAGUCGUUGUCAUCGAAACAACAGGAAUUGAUUCAGCCCACCACUAAUCCGCCGUCCACAUCCACAUCAUCAUGAUAAAGUCACAUUAAUUUAAACUCAUAAAAUUGUCAUUUCUGUAUUACAUUUAAUUACAAUAAUAAAAUGGAAUAAAAAAAAAAUUCACCAACAAUCAA
Messenger RNA from Dermatophagoides farinae (American house dust mite), 670 nucleotides. The record is from RefSeq and is a predicted model, not a curated record. Lineage: Eukaryota; Metazoa; Arthropoda; Arachnida; Sarcoptiformes; Pyroglyphidae.